ACGUUGCAUCCUCUUAUUUUAUUAGGGUGCGGCGGGUAUAGUGAUCCGAACACAGGAUUUAAAAAUCGAAGCUGCUUCUCCUCGAGACGAGCCGGCGUACCAAGGGUACUGGGGCCUCUUCCCUCUCUUGCGUCGGCUAGUAACCCUACUGGCCUCCUUGGCCUCCAGCAGUAUUGCACACUCAACGCCCGUUCUCAGCGCCAGGGCGGAACAGAUGAUUAACUGCAAGUCAUACACAUAUGUUCACUGUGUGUUAUGUAAACCUGAUGGGCUGGCAUGCCAACAGUUGUAGGCUGCUCAUCUAUGCAUCAUGGUGGAAAUUGGUGAUCAUCUCAAAAUCGAGUGAGAGCGAGACGCAACCGUGAGAGGGCGAGGCAAGAAUGAGUGUUGCAAGUGACCAGAUGGAGGAGGAGAGUGUGGACCACAAGCAGCACGUCGUGAACCACAACCUUACCGCUCACCACCUGAAGCAGUAUUUUUUCCCCACUGAGCACGUUCCCCGCUUGUCUGCCUCGGACCCCUUGGCCUCCCAGCUGAUUGCAGAGGAGAAACCAGUGGUAUUGACAGACACAAAUUUGUGUGAUACUGCUCUGAAAUGGGACUUGGACUACUUGGCACAACACAUGGGUGCAGAGCGCUACAUGGUGUUUCUUUCCAACAAUCACAAGUUCAAGUAUUAUGAUGAAGCCAAGAUCAAGCAAUACAAGACUAAUUUUGUGCCCCCCACUAGGAGGGUUGAUUUAACCUUUCCAGAAUUUGUGAAGAAACUACGGGAAUGGAAGCCCGGGGAUGAGAGAGUGUACCUGCAGCAGGGACUCAAUAACACCGUGGGGCAAGCUAUUGUGAUGGACUUCCUUCAGUUCAACUGGCAGUGGCUCAACAUGCAACAGAACAACAACAACUGGGGACCACUCACCUCCAACCUGCUGCUGGUGGGCAUGGAAGGUAAUGUGACUCCAGUCCACUAUGAUGAACAACAGAAUUUCUUCAGUCAGCUGGUAGGCUACAAGCGAUGCAUCCUGUUCGCCCCUGAGCACUACGAGAGGCUGUACCCUUAUCCAGUGUACCACCCCCACGACCGGCAGUCACAGGUUGACUUUGAUGAUCCUGACAUGGAGAAGUUCCCAGGCUUGAAGCUUCUACAAGGAAUGGAGGCAGUGGUGGGUCCUGGUGAUGUGCUCUACAUCCCUAUGUACUGGUGGCAUCAGAUAGAGAGUCUCCCACACCUUGGAAACACUGUGUCUGUUAACUUCUGGUACAAGGGUGGACCCACAGAAAAAAUAGAGUAUCCCUUGAAGCCAAGACAAAAGCUUGCCAUCAUGCGCAAUGUAGAAAAAAUGCUGCUGGAAGCACUGAGGGAGCCAGCAGAGGUGGGACCUCUGCUAAGAUCUCUUGUGCUGGGCCGCUACACUGGUGAAGAAGCAGACAGACAAGAAGGAGCUCUGGUCUCUGCUGCGACUCCUCACACCAAUUAGUUCUCCCCAAAUAUUAAUAAUCCCUAUACCUGUGGAGAGCAAGUUUGGUCAUGCCCUCUUGUCUGUUUGGGGCACUGGGUGUGGUGGGUAGAUAGUGUAGUAAUCACUCAUUUUCUCAGAAGUUUGGGAUUACCUCAUCACACACACACACACACACACACACACACACACACACACACACACACACACACACACACACACACACACACACAAAUGUUCAUCCAGAUUUUCCUCUGCAGGAAAGCAGCACAGUGUUGAAUACUGUUGUUAAUUGCUUUUGCUUUCCUUAAAAAAAAAAAAAAAAACUGCCCUUAUUUUUUAAUUGUAGAUAUUCUAAAAGGCAUCUUUUUAUGCUUUUCAUUUAGCUUUUUCUGUAGUAAUACCACUGACUUCUGCUGAACUUUUCUAAAAUGCUUUCAUUAUAGGUAAUUCUUUAUGAAAAGUUGUGAAAGACCUACCUAAUAGCCCACCAUUUGUUGCCUCACUUAUUGUCAUUUUCUUCACAUAGUGUUUAAAAGAAGCGAGAGAGGGUCUCAGGAACCAGAGAGUUUUGUAGCUCAACAACUCAGGGUCAUAAGUUGCACUGGGGAGCACUACAACAGACUGGUAUGGAGUCUCAAGUUGUUUCCUCUGAAAUGCCCUGAGAUUGCAGAGAAUUGACAGGAAAAAAGGGUGCUCAAAUAGAACUUUCUCAAAGGUUCAGUUUCUUGAAGAUGAGGGGCUGGAUUAGCAUGUCUGCCAAUGAGUAUUAUUAUGAUUAGCUUACUUGUUGGUAGUUACUCAAAACUACUAAAGUGCUGUCAUUUGUGUAACAAUAUUUACAAAUGUCAGGCUUGUUGGGUGUAGUGGCAUGUGUAAUUGUUGGUCAGCAGUCACUCAGCAGUGGUCACCCAGUUAUUCAAGUACAGGUAUCAUGAUUGUUGACAACCCAUAGACUUAUGAUUUCAUGCAUUUAAGAUACUGUGUUGCACUUGGGUUUGUGUCUUUUGUGGAAUUUCUUCUAGUCCAAGUCUAUCAGGCAGCAUGGCUGACUACUUUCCUUGCUGACAUGUUUUGGGUAUUUUAUGUAAAGAUAUGGUUUAUACCAGUUCAUGUACUACCUACACCAUGAAUUUUGUCAUGUAUUUAUUGUUGUUUUUAGGAACAACAUUGAAAGGAUAUAGGUAACUCAAUGACCAUGCAUUUUUGCUGCCUUUGAAACAUGUUCAUAGCAAGUGCUUCCUAUAGCUUUCUAGGUAUACAGCUGACUGGCUUGCUGCUUCUGAGUUCCUUUUAAAACCCUUGUGUGUGUUAGUUGACUGGAGAUCAAUGUGAUUAUAUUUUGUAAAUAUGUUGUCUGUUAAUCUUCUCAAAGCCAAAGGUAUUUAAGGAAGGGAGGGAGGGUAAUGUUAUGGUAUUGUGGUAUUUCAUGUGAUUGCUGUAUGAUAUCUUGUAUUGUACAUCAAGGGAGAGGCUAUUAUAUCUUAUGAAUAGGAUUAGACAGAAGACAUGUGAUAAGUGUUUAUAUUGCCAAUUUCAUCACUCACCAUCAUAAAGGUCAUUGUCUCUGAAUGUUAUCAGGACAUUGUUCAGAUAUAACUACACUGUAAUGAGAUGCUUGUUGCUAAGUGGGGCAUGUGGCAAAUCCUGCUCCUCCAACAAUGGGAGUUUCCAAAGAUAGUGCAGGACAACAAUUACAGGUAUGUACAAUGAUGCUUUGUUUUUCAUCUUUACAUCAUGUAUGCUGUGCUUCCUGUGGACUGAGGAUUGCUCCUUGAAAAUAUUGUACUAGUCUGGGACAUAUGAUAGUCACCUUUCAUUUAUAUAUAAAGAUUUUACUUAAUUUUGAAAUUAUAAAUCAAGAAAUUGUUAAUGCUUUUGCUUGCAAAUGUAAUUGUCCCUUCAAUAUGGUUAAUGCAUAAAGAGUAAUGGCAUUUAAGUUCCUCUGGAUUUUGUCUUUUCUGUGUUUUCAGCUGCAGUUAUGUUUAUGUGUAGCAUGUACAGUAAUACUCCGCGUAACGAACGUUCGUGUAACGAAUUUCCGGU
Portunus trituberculatus (swimming crab) is the source of this 3500-nucleotide messenger RNA. RefSeq names its product hypoxia-inducible factor 1-alpha inhibitor-like. Bases 381 to 1475 code for a protein of 364 amino acids. NCBI's taxonomy places the organism in Eukaryota, Metazoa, Arthropoda, Malacostraca, Decapoda, Portunidae. Gene Ontology annotation, cellular component: cytoplasm; nucleus. Gene Ontology annotation, molecular function: ankyrin repeat binding; [protein]-asparagine 3-dioxygenase activity; peptidyl-histidine dioxygenase activity. Gene Ontology annotation, biological process: peptidyl-aspartic acid hydroxylation; negative regulation of Notch signaling pathway. The transcript is spliced from 8 exons. The record is from RefSeq and is a predicted model, not a curated record.